Messenger RNA from Rotaria socialis, 777 nucleotides. The record is from the annotation of a GenBank genome assembly. NCBI's taxonomy places the organism in Eukaryota, Metazoa, Rotifera, Eurotatoria, Philodinida, Philodinidae.
AUGUGUCGUUUUGGAUUUCCUCGACCAGUUGCUCGACGUACAUUUAUAUGUGAACCAUUAAAAAUUGAUAAUGAUGACGAUAAACAAUGUAUUAAAAAUAUUAAAAGAAUUCUAACUGAAAUGAAUGCAACAAUGAAUGUAUUAGAAAAAGAAAAAAUCUUAUCAUGGUCUGAUUUUGAUGAUCUGCUUAAUAAGUAUAAUUGGUCAUAUGACGACUAUGAAUGUGCACUUCGAGUUGUUCAUACUCGUACUAUCAUGGUACAAAAACGAGAACCUAAUGCACGUUGGGUAAAUCAAUAUAAUGAAGAAAUAUUGAGAGCCUGGAAUGCAAACAUGGAUAUUCAAUUUAUACUUGAUCCAUAUGCAUGUGCGAAAUAUCUUAUGUCAUAUACAACAAAACCAGAAAGAGAAAUGAGUUUAUUACUUGAAGAAACUCAUAAAGAAUGUCGUGAAGGUAAUAUGUCUGUACGAGACGAAAUGAAAAAACUGACAGAUACAUUUUUUAAUCAUCGACAAGUUAGCGUGCAAGAGGCUAUAUAUCGUGCUACAAAAAUGCCACUAACAUAUUUAAGUCGAGGUUUUGUUUUUGUACCAGCACAUUCAAAUAGUUGUAAAUUUUUAAAACCACAUAAUAUAUUAAAGGAAAUGGAUCCAGAUGAUAAAAAUAUAUAUAUGUCUAGUUUAGCUGACAACUAUCUUGAUAAGCCAGAUGAGCCUGAAUUCAAUAUUUGUAUGGCAGAUUUUGCAUCUGAAUAUGAAAUUAUUAUCAAUAAAUAA